This is a messenger RNA of Exophiala xenobiotica, 2180 nucleotides long. RefSeq lists its product as uncharacterized. Bases 269 to 2122 code for a protein of 617 amino acids. The record is from RefSeq and is a predicted model, not a curated record. The transcript has a single exon. Lineage: Eukaryota; Fungi; Ascomycota; Eurotiomycetes; Chaetothyriales; Herpotrichiellaceae. Gene Ontology annotation, molecular function: arylsulfatase activity.
CCCACAUCUAGCUGUUCGGCAAGCUGAUGCCGCGUGUGACUGCGGAGUCUAUGAAGUCGCGUGCCCAUACGGAGUGCGACCGAAGCGUCCCACCUUCAAAUCCUUGACGAACUUGACCUCGUCGCAUCAGCUAAUCCGAAGUGGAAAUCACUCCGUUGCAAUGAUCCUCCAAUAUCGAAGCCUCCCAAAUGUACCUGGCUGCUUUGCUAUGUGAGUCCUCCAAUGCCCUGACUGUGUACAGCAGCAGACCUCACUCCUGACGCGAACCAUGGCUUCCAAACGGCCCAACUUCCUCAUCAUUGUCGCGGAUGACAUGGGAUUCUCGGACGCUGGCUGUUUCGGCUCCGAAAUUCGUACCCCAAGCCUUGACCGACUGGCAAAGGACGGAAUCCGCCUAACUGGGUUCCACGCUGCGGCAGCAUGUUCUCCUACAAGAGCGAUGAUAUUGACAGGAACAGACCAUCACAUUGCCGGGCUGGGGAAUCUGAUAGAAUGGACCGACUUCUCGGGGCAGAACUUUCCGAAAGGAAGCAAGUAUUCCACUGCUCCUCAAAGAGGAAUGCCUGGUUACGAGGGCUACUUGAACUCGCGCGUCGCUUCCCUACCGGAAAUAAUGAAAGACGGAGGAUAUCACACUGUUAUGGCUGGGAAGUGGCAUCUAGGUCUGACCAAAGAACGAAGUCCUCAUGCUCGUGGAUUCGAUCGCAGUUUGGCGCUUCUCCCAGCCUGCUCGAAUCACUACGACUGGCGACCUGACGUCGACUUCCCAAAGUUCUUGGAGAAGAGCGUCAUUGCCCUUCACAUGGAAGACGAUCACUAUGUCAAAGACCUACCCGAGGGCUGGUACUCGAGCAAUGGCUACGGCGACCGCAUGCUCCAGUAUCUGAAAGAAUGGAAGGAGGACAAGGAGCUCUCGCAAAAACCCUUCUUCGCUUACUACCCUUUCUCUGCGCCCCAUUGGCCUCUACAGGCGCCUAAGGAGUACAUCGAUCAUUAUCGAGGCACAUACAAGGACGGUCCUGAAGCACUGCGGCAAGCGCGUCUGAAGAAGUUGAUCGAGCUGGGCAUGAUACCCAAGAACGUCCGGCCUCAUCCCGUGGUUGCAGAUGAGGUCCAGGGCUGGGAUCAGAUGGACGACUACCACAGGAAAGCUUCAUGUACGGCAAUGGAGGCCUAUGCCGGUAUGGUGGAAUGUCUCGACCACAACAUCGGCCGUGUCACGGACUACUUGGAGUCAAUCGGCGAGCUAGAUAACACCUAUGUCAUGUUCUUCUCCGAUAAUGGAGCCGAAGGAGCAGCAUACGAAGCAUAUCCCAUGGUUGCAGGCGAGCUGAUGGCCCAUAUUGGCAAGUACUACAACAAUUCGCUUGACAACAUCGGUAACAAGGACAGCUUUGUGUGGUACGGUCCUCGAUGGGCUCAAGCAGCAACAGCACCGAGCAGACUGUACAAGGCAUACACAACUGAGGGUGGUGUUCGUGUACCUUGUGUGAUCCGAUACCCUCCAAUCCACAACGACCGCAAAGGUGAGAUUACCGAGACUUUCGCAACUGUGAUGGACAUUGCGCCCACAGUGUUGACCCUAGCGGGGAUCAAACAUCCAUCGCCCGAAUGGAAAGGUCGUCAAAUCGUCCCGAUGCGUGGCAAAGACAUGAUGCCUUGGCUCGAAGGGAAGCAACAACUCGUCCAUGACCCCUCCGAGGCCUUUGGUUGGGAGCUGUGUGGCCGCGCGGCGAUUCGAAAGGGUAAUUGGAAGGCCGACUUCAUCCCUUUCCCUAAGGGGACGUCAGCUUGGCAGUUGUAUGAUCUGUCCACAGACCCCGGUGAGACCGAGGAUCUAGCCACAAAGCAUCCUGAGAUCCUGCAAGAGCUGCUCGCCUUGUGGGAGACAUACUGCGAAGAAACUGGUGUGGUACCUCUUCAGCCAGAGCUUGGUGCUCGGUGGCACGAGGCUGUCGAGGCACAAAUGAAAGAAGGCGAGUGGAUCGAAUAUGAGUACUGGAAGCCAGGCGCCCUAGAGGAAGAUAGACGCAGCCAGCACGUUCGACAGAUUGCUCAGGUUGCGGAUCCCAGAAUGAAGGAGGCUACGGGAGGACAGCCUGUGAAUGUUGGCGUAGAAUGAAUACGACCAUAUAGAAGAAUAGAAUAUCACAAUCACAAUCCUUCAGCAGAGUCUGCAC